Heterostelium album PN500 is the source of this 1140-nucleotide messenger RNA. It is a transcript of the gene adh5, whose product is annotated as S-(hydroxymethyl)glutathione dehydrogenase/class III alcohol dehydrogenase. Gene Ontology annotation, molecular function: zinc ion binding; S-(hydroxymethyl)glutathione dehydrogenase [NAD(P)+] activity. The transcript has 4 exons. The record is from RefSeq and is a predicted model, not a curated record. Gene Ontology annotation, biological process: formaldehyde catabolic process. Gene Ontology annotation, cellular component: cytosol. Lineage: Eukaryota; Evosea; Eumycetozoa; Acytosteliales; Acytosteliaceae. The coding region runs from base 1 to 1140 and encodes 379 amino acids.
AUGUCAACAACAGUCGGUCAAGUUAUUAAAUGUAAGGCAGCAGUUUGUUGGGAAGCAAAGAAAGACUUUGUUAUUGAGGAGAUCGAGGUUGACCCACCCAAGGCCGGUGAGGUCAGAAUACGUGUGCUCUCGUCGGGUGUCUGCCACACCGAUGCCUACACACAGGGCGGUCACGACUCUGAAGGUGUUUUCCCAUCGAUUCUCGGUCAUGAGGGUGGUGGUGUCGUCGAGUCGGUCGGUGAGGGUGUCACCAGUGUUGCCGUCGGUGACCACGUCAUCCCAUUGUACAUCCCAGAGUGUCGUGAGUGCAAGUUCUGCAAGUCCGGAAAGACCAAUCUCUGCUCGAUCAUUCGUAUCACUCAGGGUAAGGGUUUGAUGCCAGACGGAACCUCGCGUUUCCGUUGUCGUGGACAGACCGUCUAUCACUUUAUGGGUUGUUCGACCUUCUCCGAGUACACUGUGGUUGCAGAGAUCUCAAUUGCCAAAGUUAGAAAAGAUGCACCAUUAGAUAAAGUUUGUCUAUUGGGUUGUGGUAUUACAACUGGAUAUGGAGCUGUUGUAAACACUGCUAAAGUUGAAGAAGGUGCUAUUGUUGCCGUAUUUGGUUUGGGUGCUGUCGGACUUGCUGCUGUAAUGGGUGCUGCCGAAGCUAAAGCAAAGAGAAUCAUUGCAAUUGAUAUUAACAAAGAGAAAUUUGAAAAAGCUAAACUCUUUGGUGCAACAGAGUGUAUUUGUCCAACAGAUUAUGAGAAACCAAUUGAACAGCUAUUGGUAGAGAUUACCGAUGGUGGUGUAGAUUACUCAUUCGAGUGUAUCGGUAAUGUAAAGGUGAUGCGUGCCGCCUUGGAGUGUUGUCACAAGGGUUGGGGUGUCAGUACAAUCAUUGGUGUCGCACCAGCCGGUACUGAGAUCUCCACUCGUCCAUUCCAAUUGGUCACUGGUCGUGUAUGGAAGGGAUCGGCAUUCGGUGGUGUCAAAGGUAGAUCUCAAUUACCAGGUAUCGUUGACAAGUAUAUGGAUGGUAAAAUCAAAGUAGAUGAAUUCGUUACUUUCAAUUUGCCACUCAGUGAAAUCAAUGAAGCAUUCCAUUUGAUGCAUGAGGGAAAGAGUGUUCGUUCAGUUCUACAACUAAACUUAUAA